Messenger RNA from Fusarium verticillioides 7600, 2881 nucleotides. RefSeq lists its product as hypothetical. The coding region runs from base 72 to 1505 and encodes 477 amino acids. Lineage: Eukaryota; Fungi; Ascomycota; Sordariomycetes; Hypocreales; Nectriaceae. The transcript has a single exon. The record is from RefSeq and is a predicted model, not a curated record. Gene Ontology annotation, molecular function: catalytic activity.
CACCUCUUCCUGUUCAUAACUCAACCUCGACACAAUAUAAUUAACUCUAUCUCUUUAUCAAAGUAAUCAUAAUGACAGAAGUCACAGAUUUCCCUCAAUCUUUUGUCCGGCCAUGGAAAGAGCUUCUCCAAUCUCGACGCGACGAGCAACAAGAUGACUUUCCCAGUUACUAUGUCAAUAAUAUCGACUCCCUCAUCACAACCAGCUCACCCAAGACAUUAUACGUUGGAACAGGCCACUCUAUUUACACACGCGCUCUUCUACCAGCGAUUCUCAGCGCCAAACACUCGGUUCAAUUGAUCACCUGCUACUGGGCUGCCUCGCCCUCACUGGACGCUAUACGCGACACAUUCGAGCAGCUUGCAGCGGCGCGUAUUGAAGCCAACGUCAAAGCUCCCCUACGGAUUACGAUAGGCUUCUCAUCAUUUGGGCUAUUUCAGAAACUAUUCCACCCUGCUUCUCGAGAGGGAUAUGUCUAUGAUCCAUCGAAAUGGUCUAAGCUUGGCCUGCCCAACCAGCAAUUGCUACAGAAUGCCAAUAUCCACCUUACUGUCAAGAGCAUCUUCUUCACACCAUUUAGUGUCAUGCACCCAAAGUUUGUAAUUGUCGACGGAAAGCGGGCCUGGGUCCCAAGCUGUAACGUCAGCUGGGAGCGAUGGUUCGAAGGCUGCGUCGAGGUCGAGGGUGCCAUUGUCGAUCGUUUGCUGGCAUUCUACGAUCGCGUUUGGGGUCACAAUGAUGAACCUCCACGACCAUCUGACUCGCAAGAAGAUGUGCAGAUUAAUCAAAAAGCGCCAAAUCGACUACAGUCCAACAGUGAAGCGUCAGCAACGCAGUCCAUCGACUUCCCUGCCAGUGGCCCAGUUCCGACCAUCUUUCUCCCUUCACCGCAUCAUCGGAACCCUCGGUUCUCCUUCCCAUUCCUAUCGCAGACGAAUCCGCCAAUGACGCCUCUGAAUGCAGCACUUCUCACUCUGUUCAACAACGCACAGCGACGGAUCACCAUCCUCACUCCCAAUGUCACUUCUUGGCCUGUUGUGGAGAGUCUGUUGAAUGCGCUCGCACGUGGGGUCGAUGUUCAGAUCAGAACCAGCAAGGGCAUGAUGCUGAUCGAGCAGCUAGUCACUGCUGGCACAACGACGUCCUGGUGUUUGCGCAAGUUUAUACAGCGAUACAAUGCUCUUGUCAAACAGCCACGAUCAUCGGAUCCCGAAGCGCAAUCGCCUUCGCCCGGCAAGCUGGAGAUCUUUUACUACAAACAACUCGACGCUAGACGCAACCAAGAAGAUGAACCUGUUGUUAGCCACUUCAAGAUGACUCUCGUUGACGACGAGUAUCUAGUACUGGGCUCAGGCAAUAUGGACAGGGCCAGUUGGUGGACGAGUCAGGAAAUCGGAUUACUAUUCUAUGUCCCUGGCUUCCAAGGCCAACAUCUCUGGAACGAUGUCCUCGAGAAGCGCACAGAAGUCUUGUUUCAAUCUGACCACCCCAAGCGAUUGAUCUGAUCACCCCUACGAUUGACCCGAUUACAGCUCAGCCGCCUUGAUCUUCUCCCAAACGCUCACGAAUGUCGACGGAUCGUUGGCGCCAUGGAGCCGGAACCGGUCCUGAAGAACAAAGUCAGGGACACCACUGACACCGCUGUAUCGCGCCUCGCCCGCAAGCUUGUCAACCUCUGGGCCACCCUCGUCGCUCUCGACGAUAGCCUUCUGGAACUCAUCCUCGGGGAUUCCCGCCUCGACAGCCACGUUUCUCAAGGUGUCGUAGCUGGUAAUGUCGUCGUUCUUCUCAAAGUAUGCAGCAAAGAGACCAUCGAGCGCCUUGCUCUCGGCAUCCUGGCCGUGCUUCUUGGCGAGCUGAACAAGUCGAUGCGAAUCUCUCGAGUUUCCUGUCUGUCCUCCGAACUUGAAGUCGAUUCCGAGGGACUCUCCGACACCCUUCAAAUGCUGAUGCAUCUUGACCACGCGGUCUUUGCCGAAUUUCUCGAGGUAGAACUUUUCUUUGGAGAUGCUCGAUGCAGGACCUCGUGCCCAAUCAGGCGCUAGCUGGAAAGGCUUGUAGCUGAUGUCGAAAGUGUCGUUUGAGUCGGGGUACUUCUGCUCCCACAGGCGCUGCGCAGCCUGGAGCUGUCUGCGACCGACAUAGCACCAAGGGCAGACGGUGUCGGAAGUAACAGUAACUUUGAACUUUGUCAUAGUGAUGGUGUGUAAGAUGAUAUCUGAUGGAUGGGGCUGUAUAGGGAAUGGUUCGGGGCAACCCUGUCGACUUAUAAGUGAAGCUCUUUGCUCGCUGUGCGACGUGAUCGCAUCAGCGGCUCACGUAAUCACGUCGGCGCCGGCGAAAAGUUGAAAUCCGCUUUUCUCGGAGUUGGUGGGAUACCGAGGCCGGAGUGUGGAUCCUUCGUUACACAGAUUGAGAUUUUCUGGUUCCAUUACAAACGAUGUGAUACGUGCUUUGAAAUGUGCUCGGAGGUUGGAAAUGAAGAGAACGCGAAGGAUUUUCUUUGUGUCACGAACCUCGGCUCAGUUCUUCGCUCCUCCGUCGAAGGACAUAUGUGGCGAUGAAGUGAAGCAUUCACUCAGUACUUUGACGCCUGUUCAAGCGCUGAGGAUGACGCCAGUCUGUAGGGCUGAACUAAGGAGCUAGAUGGGCGAUCUGAUGCAGGGAAGGACAUCCCCAGGUUAGCCCAGUUUGUCUGGGGGCAGUUUGACUAACGACAUACGUACAUCACGGAGGCAUGCAGUCUUCGGUGCUAUUAAUAGCAACAGCCUCAAGUAGAGGCACUUGUGUCUUGUCUGAACCCACAAUAGCAUGGGCGGGGCAUUCUUGAUCUUAGUUGUCAUGUAGUUGUCGUAUGUGUUCAUAUAUAUAAGUGUGAUGC